AACAAUAGAUUUGUAACGGGUAUAUAACCAAUAUUAAAUAGACCGUACCCGUACUAAUAUCUAUUUAUAGAUAGAAGUUUACAUUGUUUUGACGCAGAUAAGAAAUAAAAAUGGAGGACACGAAACUUUUUGCGAUUAUUUUGCUGUCAAGUUUUUCAGGAAUACUGGCUGGAGAAUGGUGUACGGAAUACACCGAUGACUUGUUUGACAGCACAGACACAAUUUAUUGUGAAGAUGGGUGUUGUGGGAACUCCUAUGACCAAUACUGCUGUUUAAAUGGACGUACUGGCAUGAUCGUUGGCAUUGUUAUAGGCUCAUUAGCCCUGGUUGCCGCUAUUGUGUCUAUCCUUGUGGCUGUAUUCUGUUGUUGCCGGAAGUCUAGGGGACGAGCUGGACAAGUCUGCCAACCGACUACUGGGGCUCAUACAACAGUUCAAAUGCAAGGCAUGGCGGGAUAUGGUCAGGUGGGAUAUAAUGGCGGAAUCCAGUAUCCGGUAAUGACGUCAAACGUCGCCCCAGGAACGGUGCAGCAAUGGCAACAGCCACCCGCAUACGAUCAACUUCAACAAAAACAAUAAACGUGCCAUACAUUUAAGUGCAUAAUUUGAAUGCGUUUUUAACGCAUUGACUUUUGCUCGUCAUGUGAAACGAAUAUUUUCUUAUAAGCAUCAUCCUUUUUGUGUAUUUCACAUAAUUUUUAAAUACUAUAUAUCUGUCACUAUGUACACGUACAACGCAUUAACAAAGUUUUCCAGUUUGUUCAGUGUCAAAUAGACUAAUAAAUUUGAAUUGAAUUUUGUUUACAAAAUCAAUCCAAAAAAAAAUAAAAUAAAAUAAAAAAGGAUAAUAACAAUUAACGGAAUAUAAAUAAUGUAACUAUUAUACUUUCUUUUUCAUAAUCUCGUGCAUUCACAUUUUUGUAUCACUAACACAUUUAGCAUACGCUUCCUUACAUAUGUCUAUAACUGUUUUUUCUUUUGAUAAAUUUUAUAGAUUUACAUAAAGAUAUAUUGCCACAUCAACUUGGCAAAAGGAAAGUUAACGGUAAAAGAAGCCUUUUUUAAAAUAAAUUCGAAUCAAUGACGUUUUAAUGUUUUUUUGUAAUAAAUAUGUCUUGUGUAAUUAAAAAUUUGUAAUUUUUUAACAAAAAUAAAAUGCUGGUUCAUUAUAAACCUU
Ruditapes philippinarum (Manila clam) is the source of this 1176-nucleotide messenger RNA. RefSeq lists its product as uncharacterized. NCBI's taxonomy places the organism in Eukaryota, Metazoa, Mollusca, Bivalvia, Venerida, Veneridae. The record is from RefSeq and is a predicted model, not a curated record. The transcript has 4 exons. The coding region runs from base 111 to 578 and encodes 155 amino acids.